Aspergillus ochraceoroseus IBT 24754 is the source of this 2171-nucleotide messenger RNA. RefSeq lists its product as uncharacterized. NCBI's taxonomy places the organism in Eukaryota, Fungi, Ascomycota, Eurotiomycetes, Eurotiales, Aspergillaceae. The transcript has 5 exons. Gene Ontology annotation, molecular function: D-lactate dehydrogenase (NAD+) activity; D-lactate dehydrogenase (cytochrome) activity; FAD binding. Gene Ontology annotation, biological process: lactate catabolic process. The record is from RefSeq and is a predicted model, not a curated record. Bases 299 to 2023 code for a protein of 574 amino acids. Gene Ontology annotation, cellular component: mitochondrion.
AUUGAGCCUAAAGGCUCUCUCAACGGUACAAGGCAGGAUAAAAUUACUGCAUGUGUAUUUAAAAUGUUACAUAUCAGAUGUUUGGAGAGAUGGCCAGACCGCUCAAAUUUCCGCAUUCUUGGGAUUGAUGCAGUUUCUCCUGUCCACCUAGGAACUACUCCGCAGUGGUCAACAGGUCCAACAAAAUGCGUUGAAAAAGAUCGCAAUCUGAUCAAGUGUCGUUGCUAACCCCAAUAAUUCUAUCUCAUUUUGCUCCCUCUUUCCUCUUCGCAGCCAUCCUUAUUGAUCGGUGAGAGUUAUGCGGACCCCUACCCACCUGCCUCGGGCCUUCCCCACAAAUCCCCGCAUCCUCUGUCUUCGGCCGAGAGUUUCCUGCUCCCAGGUUCUUUCUUCUAUUAGAGUCACUCGAUUGAACAGUUCGAAAUCAGGAAGCCAUGCUGGUGGGAAUCAGAGCGAUGCCUCAAGCUCCGAGUCCUCUUCCAGGAACUCAUCGAGCUGCUGGGUUUCGAGUCAAACGCUACUGGCUUCUGCCAUUGCUGCUGGCGUUAGUUAUGGAAUCGCCGUCUUAAACCGGCCCCCUCAAUCGAAAAAAUCAGGUCCCCCACAAUAUGGUUCUACGCAAGACUUCGAAAAGGCCAUCGCUGAAUUACGAGCCAAGCUAGGCGAUGGUGCGAUCAGCACCGAACAGGAGGACCUCCUACGACACGGGUUUUCGGAGUGGUCCAGUAUAAAUGCUGAUCGCCUUCCGGUCGCGAUUGCCUACCCAACUAGCACAGAGGAUGUUUCGGAAAUUGCAAAGGUUUGCAGCAAAUACAAGAUGCCAAUGGUGCCUUACUCUGGCGGUUCAAGUCUUGAAGCAAAUUUCGCGGCUCCUCACGGCGGUAUGACAAUUGAUUUUGCAAGCAUGAACAAGAUCCUGGAGCUACAUGAGGAGGACCUGGAUGUUGUUGUUCAACCAUCCAUUCAGUGGAUGGAUUUGAAUGAGAAGAUCAAGGAUAGCGGGCUUUUCUUUCCCGUCGAUCCUGGCCCGUCUGCGAUGAUAGGUGGUAUGAUUGGAACAAAUUGCAGCGGGACAAACGCUGUGCGGUAUGGAACCAUGAAGGACUGGGUAAUUAACCUCACGGUUGUUCUGGCUGACGGUCAGAUAAUGAAAACGCGCAAACGCCCGCGCAAGACCUCCGCCGGAUACAACCUGACGGGAAUGUUUGUAGGCUCUGAAGGAACACUUGGUAUCGUCACUGAGGCGACGCUUAAACUAGCACCGAUUCCAGAAGAGACCCGGGUCGGUGUGGUUGCCUUUCCUACAAUGCGUGACGCGGCAUCUACUGCUAUGCAGCUGAUACGGAAAGGAAUUUCUGUUCAGUGUAUGGAGAUUCUAGACGACGUCCAGAUGGAUGUCAUCAACAGGGCUGGCGGCACCUCGAAGACAUGGAAGACAUUACCAACAUUGUUCUUCAAGUUCUCUGGAACAACCGCUGGUGUUGCUGAUAGCAUCAACUUGACGAAGAAACUGGCUAACAGCAAUAACGCUGAUUCGUUUGAAUUUGCAAGGGAUGAGAGGGAAGCGCAUGACCUGUGGUCUGCAAGAAAACAAUCUCUGUGGAGUAUGAUGGCGCUGAGGAAAGAGGGAUCAGAGGUAUGGUCAACUGAUGUCUCAGUUCCGAUUUCAAGGCUCGCAGAUAUUAUCGAGAUCUCGAAAAAGGAGAUUGACGACCUGGGGAUAUUUGCUAGCAUCCUUGGGCAUAUUGGCGAUGGGAAUUUCCACUCUAGCAUGAUGUAUAACCCCAAGGAUCCUGAUGAGAGGAAACGGGUUGAGGAGGUUGUGUACAAGAUGGUUGAUCGAGCGCUUGAGAUGGAAGGAUCUUGCACAGGCGAACAUGGUGUUGGACUGGGUAAAAAGAAUUCUCUCAAGAAGGAGCUUGGGCCUUGCACUAUUGGUGUUAUGCGUAGCAUCAAGCAAGCACUUGAUCCCGACUGGCUACUAAACCCGGGGAAAAUAUUUGAUUUCCAAGACGAACAAUAGCGAGCGAUGCCCUAAGUUAGGCUAUACGGAGUAUAGAAGUUGCAAUAUUAGACGAAAUUGGGGAUCCAGAACAGGUACUAAUUUAUAUCUUACCGAAUGAAUUCCGACUGCCACACUUGUAUCCUUUUAUACCUUCAAUCAACAUCAG